Messenger RNA from Acanthamoeba castellanii str. Neff, 1317 nucleotides. Its product is annotated as amine oxidase family protein. The coding region runs from base 1 to 1317 and encodes 438 amino acids. Gene Ontology annotation, cellular component: membrane. NCBI's taxonomy places the organism in Eukaryota, Discosea, Longamoebia, Acanthamoebidae. The transcript is spliced from 9 exons. The record is from RefSeq and is a predicted model, not a curated record.
AUGGACGGAAAGAGGGACGUGGAGGACGGCGGGGCCAAACCAGCAGCAAAGUCCCUGGAGGACGAGCUGGGCCUCGACAGCCUCACGGAACGGGUGGGCACGCAACAACGGCUGCUCGGCCGCCUGCGGCAACUCUUUGCAGAGGGGCAGUACCGCGACAUGGACCUCGAACCACCACCCGAAGACGCCUGGUACAACACGUGGCUGUAUCGCGAGUUCGUGUGGAAGCGACCACGGUGGCUGGCGGUGCUGCUGCCCAUCGUGGUGGUCUGGGUGUCGUGGACCACCGCCAUGACCGCCCUCGACGAGUUCCACCUGUUCGAAGACAAGUACUUCAUGACCAUCACCAUGCUCUUCGCGAGCAUGGUGGCCGGCGCGACGUCGGAGGGCGCGUCGGCGGUGGCCUUCCCCGUGAUGACCCUCUUCUUCAAAAUCAAACCCUCCGUGGCGCGAGACAUGUCGCUGAUGACGCAGAGCGUGGGCAUGAACUGCGCGGCGUUCACAAUUUUGUAUCAAAAGAUCCGGAUCGAGCCCAACGCGCUCCUCUUCUCGUCGUGCGGCGGCGCGUUUGGCGUGGUCGUCGGCCUCCAGUGGGUUGCGCCCAACCUGCCUCCCUCCGAGUCCAAACUCAUCUUUGUCAGUAUCUGGCUGGGCUUUGCGGCGGCGCUGUUCUGCCUCAACCUUAUCAAGGACAGGGAGGUCCACUUGGUCAUCCAGAACUUCAAUAACUGGCGCGCGGGUGUGCUGAUGUUCUUCGGCUUCAUCGGUGGCGUGCUGACUGCCAUAUUCGGAAGUGGUCUGGACAUCUGCACGUUCAGCGUGUUGACCCUUCUGUUCCGAGUCUCGGAAAAGACCGCAACGCCCACCACUGUGGUGCUGCAGGCGUGGAACUGCACCGUCGGCAUGCUCGCCAAAUUCAUUCUCAUGGACGGCAUGGAGCAGGAGGCUGUGGACUACUUUUGGGUGAGCGCAUCGAUUGUGUCGAUUGGCGCGCCCAUCGGGUCCUUCCUCAGUUCGUUCGUUCACCGCAUCAUCCUCGGCAUCUUCCUCUACGUGGCCGACGUCGUCCAAUUCGUGGCCGCCCUCAUCAUCAUCCCCCUCAACAAACCAUUGGUGAUCCUGGUGCUGGGCAUCUUGACGCUGUCGUUCGGCGUGUUCUUCGGGAUGACCAAGAUGGGCGACGUGCUCAUGCGCUACGAGAAGAAGCACUACGGCCGCGACCAGGCGUCCAACAUGGACGACUCCGGAGAGUACCAGAGCGAGGAGGAGAAGACCAAGAUCCUCAAGGUGCAGCCUCUCUACAGCCAGUCAGGCUGA